Messenger RNA from Ramularia collo-cygni, 1056 nucleotides. Its product is annotated as related to metal homeostasis protein. The transcript is spliced from 3 exons. Gene Ontology annotation, cellular component: Golgi apparatus; endoplasmic reticulum; perinuclear region of cytoplasm. Gene Ontology annotation, biological process: vacuolar transport; metal ion transport; positive regulation of protein ubiquitination. NCBI's taxonomy places the organism in Eukaryota, Fungi, Ascomycota, Dothideomycetes, Mycosphaerellales, Mycosphaerellaceae. The coding region runs from base 1 to 1056 and encodes 351 amino acids. The record is from RefSeq and is a predicted model, not a curated record.
AUGAGCUCCCAGCGCUACGAACGAGUCGCAGCAUUAGACAACGACGAUGAAGAUCAUGGCCUAGCGAAUACACCUGUAGCCAUUCCCAACUCGCCACCUCCGUCCUUUCGCUCGCACCCCUCAUCCCGCCGCCACUCACGCGAUACCGCCCGCCAAAGCUCCGAGGAGGAGCGCGACCUCGACGAUGCAUUUGAUGCACCUUCCGAUGCCGACGACGACGAUGACGACACCCGAGACCGUAGGAGGCUGAUGGGAAACUCCACCAGCAGCAGCCCGAGCGCCACGCUAGCGCCAAGACCCGAUGCGCCAGCGAGGACGGUGACGGCGAUACCGACAUUCACCAACGCGGUGCCGGCAGGAGGCAGCGGGCGAGUAGUCGGAGGAGGCAGCCAGGCCAACGAUGGGGUUUUUGCAAACAUAAGCGCCAAGCCUAAAGUCGGCGAGGACUUGGAGGAGAAGCCUCCGACCUACGAAGAAGCUUCUGCGGACGCGACGCCGCCCUACUGGGAAACGCACGUUCUAUCUCCCUACAAUCUUACUGGCAACCCCGAUGAUGUAUUCGUCGACGGCCUUCUUGUGGGCUCAUUUUUUUCUUUUAUCUGGAAUGGUCUGAUAUCCACGUCGUUCCAAAUCAUUGGCUUCCUCUUGACCUAUCUGCUACACACAACGCACGCGGCGAAACAUGGCUCUCGCGCCGGACUGGGAAUCACUCUUGUACAAUAUGGCUUCCAGAUGCGCUACGCAGCUUCCAAUCUUGCCGAUACUGCACCCGACGCCCCAGGCAGUGUGCCGGGAGAUGGUUCAGUACCAGACGACCCCAAUGCUCACGACWUCGAUCCCUCGGAUGUCGGAAAGGAUGGAGGCGCGGACGGCGGCAUGUCGACAACCGACUGGCUCUCAUACUUCUUGAUGAUUGUGGGCUGGUUCAUCCUCAUUCGAGCUGCGUCCGACUUCAUGAGAGCAAGAAGGCAAGAGGCGCUCAUAAGAUCGUCACCAGAUCGGGGUCUUGGAGUUGCUGUGGUUGCGGAGAAUGAGACUCCAGAGCACAGCGUUUAA